This is a messenger RNA of Ogataea philodendri, 2517 nucleotides long. RefSeq lists its product as uncharacterized. The coding region runs from base 1 to 2517 and encodes 838 amino acids. Gene Ontology annotation, biological process: endosomal vesicle fusion; autophagy; vesicle-mediated transport. The transcript has a single exon. The record is from RefSeq and is a predicted model, not a curated record. NCBI's taxonomy places the organism in Eukaryota, Fungi, Ascomycota, Pichiomycetes, Pichiales, Pichiaceae. Gene Ontology annotation, cellular component: fungal-type vacuole membrane; cytoplasm.
AUGGCGGUCUCGAGACAGCAGUUUGGGUCGAAAAAUAAACCCAUCGACCGAAUAUUGCUUCUUCCCCAGGUUUCGAAGAUGCUUGUACUCAGUGCAGGCACCGUCAAAGCAUAUAUUCUUCCUGAGCUAUCUCCGGCAAACAUUGGACGGAUCAAGGACGUUCACGACGUUCGUGUGGACUACGACGAGCUGAAACUCGACUCCAAGGCAGAAAAUUAUACAGGAGCCGUGGGCCACGUUGAAGGCCGGCUGUUUGCCAGUGUCACAGUGUUCACCUCGAAAAGCAUUCGGUUGAUUCGAGUUUUUGACGAUAGCAUUAAAUUGGUGAAAGAUAUCAAUUAUCCCGACACAUUGCAUGGAAUACAUCGUGGAAAUCUAGCUGCCGUUGGCACACAGACAAAUUACGAUCUUAUAGACUUGGAUCAGGGCCAGAAAAUCCCGUUGUUCCCGUCUAACCAGACAAGCCCCAUAAUUGUGCCGUUUGGGUCCAAAGAGUUUCUGUUGGCAUGUGGUACAGCUGAAGGUCCAGCAAUGGGAAUGGUGGUGGACUCAGCCGGUGAGAUCACUAGAGGAACGUUCCCGUGGCCAGAGUACCCGAACUCUGUGGAGAUAGAUUACCCUUACUUGAUUGGAUCUUUUGGCUCUUUAGUGCGCAUAUAUUCCAUUCACGACCAGAAACUGGUACAGGAGGUCAAGUUCACGUCAGAGGUGAAGGUUCAGGGCGUUAGCCAUCUGUUCAAAGCCGAAGACGAGAAAUUAAAAGGUCUCUUGGAGAAAACUCCACUAAUAUAUCAGUCCACGCCCGAAGAGGUCCAGAAAAUUGCCGAGGAAUCGGACCAACAUUACAACGUUGUCUCAUCGCUUGUUGUGUACGAACAGAAUGGGAAGAGUAUUCAAUUGUUCCAAUUGCUGGCCAAACCAUCGCGCUUGCUUGAUAUAUACUUUUUUGCUACGCGGGAGACCAGUUUGGAGGUGUUUGACGAGAUUUGGGACGAGUACAGAAACCCACAGUUGCGAGACGAAACAGAGAAACUUUUCAUUCUUCACUUAUUGGGACUUCUUAGUCUCAAGUUUAGUUUGCUCGACCAGUGCUUUGAUAUCUGGGGUGGCUUCAUCAAACAGCUUGAUCCGAGAAUUUUGCUUUAUGCGCUGAAUGUUUCCAAAGAAGAGAUUUUCGGGUCUGUCUGGAUCUUCAAGGGACUUGUGGACGAACUGGAUGCAAUAAGAGCAACAAAAGAGCUUGCAUCGGCCAAUUCCGAGUUCUUGGCGCUGUAUUUGAGCACAUUUGUGUCUGAAAUCACAGACCAGAGCGUUUUGAAAAGCAUCGAGCUUUACUCGGCACGACAAAAGCUAGACACAGACGACUUUGUGCCGUUUUUGGCAGACAUCAAGUUCUGUCAAAACGAGAUUAUUGAGCUGCUACUGAGCACCAAGAACUACUUUUAUCUUGCCAAGUUCUACGAUAAACUCGGCAACCAGAGCCAGUUCCUGUACUAUUGGAAAAAACUAAUUAUUGGCGAGUUAAAUGAUGCCAGAUUCAAGGAGGAAGAUCCACUGGAUGAGAUGAUCAAGUAUCUGCUUGGCUGUGACCAACAACUGAUCCGCACGUAUGGAGAAUGGCUGUUGGAGACCCAUCCAGAAUACGCUCUGAAACUUUUCAUGGACUCCAAGUUGCAACACCACAAUUUUAACGACGCCAAGAUCCUACAAUUACUCGAUGGAGACCAGAAAAAAGACUAUCUGAGCUACAUGGUGACGAAAAAAGGAGAGAAACAGUUUUUGGGCGAUCUGAUCCUGUGUCAGGUGAACGAGCUUGUUGCGGCUCCCAAAAUGGACACAUUAAUUUCCAGUUACUCACAGCUACCAAUUCCCAAAUUGACGUUUGAUGAGUACCUCGAAUUGGAGCAGAAACGCGGCCAAGAUCCAACCCUCCACUUACACAACCAAAUUUACCACUACUUGCUGCAGAUCAACAAAGAUACAAUGUCCAUACUGGAUCACCAAAACGUGGUGAAGAAAUGCCACCAAUUGCUGGACAAAUUGCAAUAUCCGCUGCUUGUGAUAGCAUUGGAGUACAAACUGCGCCAUUACGAGGAAGUUAUCACGCUGUUUCUGCAAUUAGAGGAUUUUAAGUCGUCUGAAGCGUUCGCUUCGUCUCUACAUCUUGCUGGUGACAAACAGGAGCAGGACAUAGACUUCCCGUCUACAACGACCUGCGACGCCCUACAAAUGAUGGUUUUUGGGAGAUACUUGGAGAUGAACCGACCGGAGCUGAUUGAGCAGUUUCUGAGUACAAACAACGUUUUCCAGGACCUGGACAACGAGUCCAAUUGGGUAGCCAAGAUGGACAAGUUUGUUAAGCUGCUAAAUAAGGUGCCCGACACGUUUCCUGUUUGUCGACUGGCCACGUUUCUGGUGACAAACCUGACGACUUUCCAGGAUAACGUAGAUGAGACGGUGAUGUGUAGAAACCUGAGUCGCGCGCUGUGCACGAGUCUGCGUGACUUGAAAAAAUAG